Messenger RNA from Anopheles aquasalis, 1336 nucleotides. It is a transcript of the gene TORIP, whose product is annotated as Torsin interacting protein. NCBI's taxonomy places the organism in Eukaryota, Metazoa, Arthropoda, Insecta, Diptera, Culicidae. The record is from RefSeq and is a predicted model, not a curated record. Gene Ontology annotation, molecular function: ATPase activator activity. Gene Ontology annotation, cellular component: membrane. Gene Ontology annotation, biological process: membrane organization.
UUGGAUUUUGGUGACGAUUUUCACGAUGCCGGCUGAGUUUCCUGAAGAAAUUACCGGCUCCAGCGCUGCAAAACGCCUUGUGAAGAGAAACAUUUCAGGUCCCCGUCCCCGGCAGACCUUGGAAAGUUUUCGCAAAUCUUCUAUCGACGACGGAGCCGCUACCGAAGCAAUACUUUCUGCCUCCCAAGAUAAGCAUUCGUUCAAUGCCAACAGUGCAGAAACGAGUGUGAACAAAUCUCGCCAAGCGCUCACCGAUGAAGAAGAAACAUCAGACAACGAUGAGGAAUUCACAGAGGAUAGCGAGAAUGGGCCGGAUUUGGUGCCUCGCACCCGACAGUCUACGCCAGUCAUUACAAGACGGCACCGAACACCUUCCUUGAAUGGUGUUGAUAGUAUCCCCUUCAUCGCAGAACGCAUCCCAUCACCUCCAAAACCAUCUCCGAAACCACGCGUUAACGAUGUGGAGACCGGAAACACGUUCAUGUCUCUCGUCAUAGUGGUGGCUGUGUUGCUCAUUAUCGUUGCAGGACUAUUCUCCGGAGGAGUCGCUAAGAAGAAAGCAGCAAAGACCGGGCCACCAUGCAUCCACUUUGAUAUUCUCGAGUCUAGUUACCACUCGAUCGACAGCACGCUGUGGGAUUCGCUGGAUUGUAGUGUCCGGCAGGCAACGCACACCACAGCACGACCGAAACCAGGAACCUUUCUGUUUAUGCACAACGGUGCACCAUCCGUCGUGAGCCGGUUCCUGGAGAACGUAACGAAAAUUACGAGCGAUUGCUUUGGUGGCACGGCACCGAUCGUGCUUGGGAGCGAGCGCUUCAAGCAGCCGGAUAUCGCGGGGGAUUUCGGAGUGUUUGUGGCCGAGUACGCACAGGCACUGCGGGAGCGCAGCGUGAUGGUGGUACGAAACUUGGAGGAUAUCCCACCGAAGGCGGCCCAGGCGUUCCACAGUAUCUGUGAUCCCGAGGAACCGCUCGUUAGCCGGGCGUUGAUCUAUCUCACGAUGGACAUCUCGGCGGCACCGAAAGCGCUGGUGGAAUCGGCGGGCAGUAGCGAGACGGCCAAAGCGGAGAAGUUGCUGAAGCAGAUGUGGCAAGAUUCGCUGCGACCGGAGAUACUCGAUCCGUUGAUAACGCGCCUCACGGAAAACGUGUAUCGCAUCGUGUGAUUUAAAGAUUGUGUGAUUUAUGAACGUUGUCCUUUUAAGCAGUAUAUUAUCGGUUAUUGGAUCCUCAAGCAGCGGAAUGAAGACAUGAAUUACAGUUACAAAUUAACAGUUAUUCUGUAAAUAUUUGAGAAAUCCUUUUGCGCGGAAUAAAUCAACAGAAAAAAUCAA